CCUCUUCCGUGAAUUUAACGGAUCACUUUUUGUUUUGCCUCUUCUUCACUCAACGCCAUUAACGCAGGGCAUUUAGUGCUUGGAUCCCCCAAUCGAAAACCCUAACUCCGGCGGAAUUUUUGACUCCCGCGGUGAUCUGAUCAGUGUUCAAACUCCUGGAUGAUUGAGCAUUUAUUUGCCGAGCUUACCGUGGGUAGCUUGUCAAUGGAAAUGGAUCAUUGAGCUCGCGGGGAACUGAUGGCAAGGGAUCACCAUCUGCUCCUUAUGAUGCACCAGAAAUCGUUCAACUUCUUUUAAAACAAUCUUGGAAAGCAUGAACAUAGUCAAGGGUGUGGCUGACCUUAUCCGAAGAACAUCUAAUAUCCAAACUGGAGAAUCUAGUUCACGCUCAACAACAGAGAAGUUUCCAGCACCGGCUCCUAAAAUCUGCUUCAGUGAAGAAGGUGAUGAAGCAAUUUUGCAUACCUUAUGGAAGAAACACGAGAGUAUAACUGAUAAGGUCGACAAGAGAAAGCUGUUCCAUGUUUUCCUCAAGCAAUUUGUUGCCGCAUUCAAGAACUGGGUACCUGUAAAUGCCGGUCAGUUCAUAGAGACUACUCCUACAACAAAUGCCACAGAGUAUCCUCUCCGCUGUGCGGAUGUGGUUGUUGGUUGCUUUGCUGGGCACCCUGCUGAGAUCAUUCUGGCUCUGAUUGAGGAGAUUGGGCAUAUAACUACCCUGAUUGCAGAUUUGAAUUCCAACGGUACACAUGCUGGAUUAGACUUAUCACAGUCACCAAGUUUGAAUGUCUCUGCUGAAGGAUUGCCUGUUCUGGAUGCAUUAACUAUAAUAACCCGUUCAAUGCACAAUUGCAGAGUUUUUGGUUGUUAUAGUGGUGUCCAAAAGCUAACUGCAUUACUGAAAGGAGCUGUUGUUCAACUAAAAGGAAUAGCAGGUGCACUCUCUGGCGAGGAAAAUUUGUCUGACCCGAUUUCAGAGAAAACUCUACUCCUGCAGCAAAUACUUGUUCAUGUGAUAUCGAUAAUGUGCAACUUUAUAGAUUUGAACACAAAUGCUUAUGGAAAAGCUGUGUUUGCACCAUCAAUUGAUGCCUCUACCAGCUCAAAGGUUCUUACUGAUUCAAAGAUGUAUUGGCGUCAGAAGGCAGUUGUUGCUGUCAUGGAGGCCGGUGGCCUUAAUUGGUUAGUAGAGUUGUUACGUGUCAUUAGAAGGUUGAGUCUCAAAGAGCAGUGGACAGAUAUAUCACUCCAAAACUUGACUUUGAAGAUCCUUCACAUAGCAUUAGUUGAGAAUCCACGGGGUCAGAAUCAUUUCAAAAGUAUUGGAGGGCUUGAAGUUUUGUUAGAUGGCCUAGGCCUUCCAUCAAUCAAUGUGCUCUUACUGAAGAAUGCCACCUAUUCUGGUGAUAGAAGAGACGAGAACCCUUGGGUGAAAAUAUUUGAACUUCAUGCACUUUCGCUGACUGUGCUUAGGGAAGCUGUAUUUCGUAAUUUGAGCAGCUUGCAGUAUCUAUGCGAAAAUGGAAGGAUUCAGAAAUUUGCUAAUAGUUUCUGCGCACUUGCUUUCAUGCUUCAAGAGUAUAGGCAGAAAACUAAGGAGUCGUCUGUCCGGGCUGAUUCCCAUCUUCCUUUUCUUGGCUUGAAAAGUGAAAGUCAUGUGAUCCUGCAGCCAUCCUUUUCCCUUCACGCAGAUGCUUCUCACUCUCAACUGUGGGGUGAACAUGUGGUUAAGUUGAGCAGGGUUCUUUGUUCAUUUGUGGUUGCUCCUGAAAUAAUAAAAUCACAAGCUAAUACUGGCCCUGAGGUCGUACCUGUUUCCUCGGCAUAUGGCGAGCUAUCAAUUAGAUGGGUUAUGAGAGUCCUCCUUACAAUCUUCCCGUGUAUGAAGGCUUGUUCGAAUCAGAAUGAGCAGCCAAGUCUUUCCAGGGUCUUUUUAAAUGCCCUCCAGCAUUGUGUUCUUGAUGCUUUCAGGAAGGUUCUUGUUUCAUCCCCAAUAUCACUUGAAGUGUUUAGGGAAGAGCGCAUAUGGGAUCUGAUUUUCUCUGAAAACUUUUUCUAUUUUGGGGCAGGUGGCAUUGAAAUUCUUCAGAUGGAAAUAGUCUCGUGUGUAGAAUUUGCUGCAACUUGUAAAGGGAGUGCUCAUAACUUGCCCGAGUUGUCUGCUUUGUUGGAUGCUCUCGAACAAUGUGCCUGCCAUUCUCUAAUUGCAAAAGUUCUUGCAAAGAGUCUUCUUCGAAUUUUCCGCCUCUCAUCUGAGAAAACUAUAGCUUCUUUCAAGACACUGAAUGCAAUUUCUCGGGUGCUGAGAGUAGCUUGCAUCCAAGUAGAGGAAUCUCGAAGAUCUCAAGCUAUGAACACUUCUCCUGAGUGUGAACUGCUUCCAACCAAUUCUGAUCCUAGAUUUGAUGCAAAUGCGGUAGUCCACAGCCAGGCUGAAUGCAUGGAGACAUGCAUGGGGCUAUUUAAAGAAUUUUUCUUGUCUGCAGAUGAUGCAAAGAGUUUGGUUUUGCAUGAUUGGAGUUGUAUUGAGUGCUUGUUUGAGUUGUUCUGGCAAGAAAGCAUGAGAAAUCAAGUGCUUGAGCAUGUUCUCAUCCUUAUGAAGGUAACACCAUCUACUGCUGAAGACCAAAAAGCGAAGCUGGUGUUGUGCUCAAAGUACUUGGAAACAUUCACUCAAAUCAAAGAAAGGGAGAGAAAUUAUGCAGAACUCUCUGUUGAUCUACUGGUUGGAAUGAGGGAGAUGCUCACGGCUGAUCCCACUUAUUACCAAGCCUUAUUUCGUGACGGCGAGUGCUUUUUGCACGUUGUCUCUUUGCUAAAUGGUAAUCUCGACGAGGCUGACGGAGAGAAGUUAGUUUUGAAUGUCCUGCAGACACUUACUUGUCUUCUUGCCAGUAAUGACAGUUCAAAGGCUGCAUUUCGAGCUCUUGUUGGCAAGGGUUAUCAUACACUGCAAAGUUUGUUACUGGAUUUUUGUCAAUGGCGUCCAAGUGAAGCACUUUUAAAUGCACUUCUUGAUAUGCUUGUGGAUGGGAAGUUUGACCCUAAGGCAAGCCCCCUCAUAAAGAAUGAAGAUGUGAUCAUACUUUACUUGAGUGUGCUGCAGAAGAGCAGUGACUCUUUGCGUCAUUAUGGACUCAACAUGUUCCAACAACUGCUUAGGGAUUCCAUUUCCAAUCGCGCUUCAUGUGUCAGAUCAGGAAUGCUUAGUUUUCUUCUUGAUUGGUUUUCUUGGGAAGAUAUGGACAGCGUCAUUUUGAAGAUUGCUCAAUUGAUUCAGGUCAUUGGUGGUCAUAGUGUUUCUGGGAAGGAUAUACGCAAAAUCUUUGCGCUCCUGCGAAGUGAAAAAGUUGGAACUCGUCAGCAGUAUUGCUCGCUAUUGCUGACCACUAUGCUUUCUAUGCUAAAUGAGAAAGGACCAACGGCCUUUUUUGACCUCAAUGGAAAUGACUCUGGUAUCAUUAUUAAAACACCUCUGCAGUGGCCGCUGAAUAAGGGGUUUUCCUUUUCAUGCUGGCUUCGGGUGGAAAACUUCCCCAGAAAUGGUACAAUGGGCCUUUUCAGUUUUCUCAGUGAUAAUGGGAAAGGUUGCUUGGCAGUACUUGGAAAGGACAAGCUUAUUUAUGAGUCAAUUCAUCUCAAACGACACUUUGUUCAGCUGGACAUUAAGAUUGUCAGAAAGAAAUGGCAUUUUCUGUGUAUCACCCAUAGUAUUGGCAGGGCAUUUUCAGGAGGCAGCUUGGUGAAAUGUUAUGUUGAUGGAGCCCUUGUGUCAUCUGAAAGAUGCAGAUAUGCAAAAGUGAAUGACUUGCUGACAAGCUGUAGAGUUGGCAUGGAAAUUAAUUUACCUCAGAACGAAGAAGAUAGUUAUCCGGAGUUUAUACAAGAUGUCUCAGCGCUUCAUGGUCAGAUUGGUCCUGUUUAUUUGUUUUCUGAUGCCAUUUCCUCAGAGCAAGUCCAGGGUAUAUACUCCUUAGGACCUAGCUACAUGUAUGCGUUCCUUGAUAAUGAAGCUACUCCAUACAAUUAUAAUCCAUACCCCAGUGGGGUUCUUGAUGUGAAAGAUGGUCUGUCAUCGAAGGUUAUUUUUGGACUCAAUGCACAGGCUAGUGAUGGCAAAAAACUCUUCAAUGCUUCUUCUGUAUUCGAUCAAUCUACUGAGAAGAAAUCAUUUGAUGCCAUGGUUAUGGGUGGCACAGAGUUAUGUUCACGAGGGUUGCUUCAGCAAAUAAUUUAUUGUGUUGGGGGAGUUUCUGUCUUUUUCCCCCUUAUUGCACAGUCUGAUAGGUAUGACAAUGAGGAAAAUGGAUCAUUUGAGCCCGCAUUACUUACACCCAUCACCAAAGAGCGUCUGACAGCUGAAGUCCUUGAGCUAAUUGCUUCUGUAUUGGAUGAGAAUUUAGCAAAUCAACAUCAAAUGCAUCUUCUUUCCGGGUUUUCAAUUCUGGGAUUUCUCUUGCAGUCAGUUCCACCUGAGCAACUUAAUUUGGAUACUCUUGCCGCUUUAAAACAUUUGUUUCAUAUUGCUGCAAACUGUGGUUCGGCAGAGCCACUUGUUGAAGAUGCUAUAUCUAGCAUAUUCUUAAAUCCUUUGAUUUGGGUGUAUGCAAAUUACAACGUUCAGCGUGAGCUAUACAUGUUUCUCGGCCAGCAUUUCAAAAAAGACCCGAGGCUACUGAAGACCCUCUGCCGGCUCCCUCGCGUGAUUGAUAUAAUUCGCCAGUUUUACUGGGAUGCUCCGAGAUCCCGAUUUGCUAUUGGCAGCAAGCCUCUUCUGCAUCAUAUAACCAAAAAGAUAAUUGGAGAGAGACCUAACAGAGAAGAAAUCCACAAGAUUCGUCUUCUUUUGUUAAGUCUUGGUGAAAUGAGUCUUGGGCAGGGCAUAACUGGGUCAGAUGUAAAGGCCUUGGUAGCCUUCUUUGAAAUAAGCCAGGAUAUGGCAUGCAUUGAGGAUGUUCUAACCAUGGUCAUUCGUGCUCUCUCGCAAAAAUCGAUGCUUGCCGCUUUUCUGGAACAAGUUGAUCUGAUUGGUGGUUGUCAUGUCUUUGUUAACCUUCUACAGCUGGAGCAUGAGCCAGUCCGGUUGCUGGGCUUGCAGUUUCUAGGAAAACUAUUAAUUGGUUUACCCACUGAGAAGAAGGGUCCCAGAUAUUUUCUUCUUAACGUUGGAAGAUCCAAGUCUAUUUCAGAGAGACAUAAAAAAAUCAGUUCGAGAAUGCAACCAAUCUUCUCAUCCAUCUCUGAUAGGUUGUUCAGAUUUCCACUGACAGAUAACUUAUGUGCUAUCUUGUUUGAUGUACUUCUUGGUGGUGCCAGCCCUAGACAGGUGUUACAGAAACAGGGCCUGGUUGAUAAGCAGAAAAGCAAGGGCACUAGUUCCCACUUUUCACUUCCUCAGAUCUUAGUCCUCAUAUUUAGAUAUUUGUCUGGAUGCAAGGAUAGAUCUGCACGAACAAAGAUAAUCAGAGAUCUGCUAGAUCUACUGGAUUCAAAUUCCUCGAACAUCGAGGCAUUAGUGGAACAUGGAUGGAAUGCUUGGUUGUGUUUUUCUGUAGAGCUUGAUGCGUUGAAAACCUACAAAGGGAAGUCGCAUAACCCAGUUGACGAAGCGCCAGAGCAGGAUUUGCUGAGGCAUCUAUUUUGUGUUGUUCUUUGUCACUAUGUGCGCUCCGUGAAGGGUGGCUGGCAGAUUUUAGAAGACACCGUUAAUUUCCUGCUUAUGCACAGUCAGCAAGGUGAUAUUUCAUACCAUUGGUUACUUCGUGAUAUCUACGAAGAUGCAAUUGAGCGCCUGUUAGACUCGUGUUUUGAGGAAAAUGUGUUUGCUGUACAACCAUGCCGAGACAACACAUUAUAUCUUUUGCGACUGCUUGAUGAGAUGCUUUGCUCUGAAAUGGACCACAGCAUUCUGCUUUCCGCUAAUGAUCCUGAGAUGUCGCUUGAUCUGCUGGAAUCAGAAAGUCAUAAAGGCACCACCUUUGGGUUGGAUGAGGUUCUAAAAGGAGAAAUCGAUGGUGAAAUAUUGAGGAAUCCAUGGGUUGGUAUGCGUACGGAUAAUGAUGUGCUGGAUCAUGGAUGGUGGAAUCUGUAUGAUAGUUUGUGGGUUGUUAUCAGUGAGCUCAAUGGAAGGGGUCCCAGCAGAAUAUUACCAAAAACAUCAUCAACUGAUGGACCAUCAUUUGGCCAAAGGGCCCGAGGCCUAGUUGAAUCUCUAAAUAUUCCGGCAGCAGAGAUGGCUGCUGUGGUUGUGUCUGGAGGGAUUGGCAAUGCCUUAGGUGGAAAACCAAAUAAAACUGUUGACAAGGCGAUGCUUUUGAGAGGCGAAAGAUGCCCGAAAAUCGUCAGCCGGCUUACAGUCUUAUACCUUUGCAAAUCUUCCCUAGAGAGGGCAUCAAGAUGUGUGCAACAAGUCGUUUCACUUUUUCCUUCUCUUCUGCCUGUAGAUGAGGAGCAAAGUAAGAGCAAAUUGCAGUUUUAUAUCUGGGUUUUACUUGCUAUCAGAUCUCAAUAUGGGAAGCUGGAUGAUGGAGCUCGAUUUCAUGUCAUUUCCCACCUGAUCCGUGAAGGUCUGAACUAUGGAAAAUCAUUGCUUGCAGCUAGCAUGGUGAAUAUGGACACUUCUGAUUCAGGGAGCAACUCGAAAGACACCAAUUCCAUACACAAUUUGUUUCAGAAGGAGAGGGUUCUGGCAGCGGUUUCAGAUGAGAUAAAAUACAUAAAAACAUCAAUGUCUGACCGGUCCAAGCAGUUGGAUGAGCUCCGUACUAGGAUGGAUGAGAAUUCUUCUUUGGAAUUUAGUAACAAGAAAGUAUUUGAAGAUGAAAUACUUGGUAACUUGAACUCAAUUUUGGCUUCAGACGACAGCAGAAGGUCUGGAUUCCAUCUUGCACAUGAGGAGGAGCAGCAAAAUUUUGCUGAAAAAUGGAUUCACAUGUUCCGUACUCUCAUUGACGAGAGAGGUCCCUGGUCUGCUAACCCUUUUCCAAAUGCUGCUGUAACACAUUGGAAGCUUGACAAGACAGAAGAUGCAUGGCGACGCAGACCAAAGUUGAAACGGAAUUAUCAUUUUGAUGAGAAGUUGUGUCAUCCUCCUUCAUCCAGCGUUAGCAACCAAGAUAAUAUUCCUACAAGUGAUAGUAAAAUCAGUUUUGUGGCUCAUCAUAUUCCUGAACAGAUGAAGCAGUUUCUACUAAAGGGAAUUCGUAGGAUAACUGAGGAUGGGAACUCAGAGGCUGGUGAAGAUGAUCCCUGGGCCCAAAAAUCCAUGGUACCUGAGGAUAAUUCAGAGAGACAGAUUUCAGAACUAGUAAAAGGGAGUAGUGAUCAGAAAGAGAUUGUUCAAGAAAAAGGAGAGUCUUCUUCCUCUGCAGAGGCGGAUGCCAGUGAGGUUCUUGUCUCAUUUCCAUGUGUACUUGUGACGCCAAAGAGGAAAAUGGCUGGAAGUUUAGCAGUCAUGAAAACUGUCUUGCACUUUUUUGGCGAGUUAUUGGUUGAAGGUACUGGAGGUUCAUCUGUUUUCAAAAACUUGAACUCUGGACUUAAUUCUGAAGCCACCAAGCUUGAUCAAAAGAACAAAUCUGUUAAAGGGCCAAUUCAUAAUGAUUGGAGGCCCGGGAAGGGGAUCACUGCUGAAAGGGCAGAGACUGCAAAUGAGAAUGAGCAUGAGAAAAAUCUAAAACACAUUAAGCGUCACAGGCGAUGGUGUAUUUCCAAGAUUAAAGCUGUGCAUUGGACACGCCAUCUACUGAGAUACACUGCAAUAGAGAUCUUCUUCGCUGACUCGACAGCUCCAGUCUUUUUGAAUUUUGGGUCAUUGAAGGAUGCAAAAGAAGUUGGGUCAUUGAUAGUUGCUACCAGAAAUGAAUUAUUGUUUCCCAAAGGAAGUAAUAAGGACAAAAGUGGAUACAUUUCAUUUGUGGACAGACGUGCAGCUGUUGAGAUAGCAGAAAUUGCCCGAGAGAGUUGGAGGAGAAGGGAUAUGACUAACUUUGAAUACUUAAUGAUUCUCAACUCACUUGCUGGACGAUCAUACAAUGAUUUGACCCAAUAUCCUGUAUUCCCUUGGAUUUUGGCAGAUUAUUCAUCUGAGACUCUUGAUUUUAAUAAGUCAUCAACCUUUCGUGAUCUCAGCAAACCAGUGGGUGCAUUGGAUCAGAAGCGGUUGGAGGUUUUUGAAGAUAGGUAUCGUAACUUUUCUGAUCCUGACAUACCCAGCUUCUACUAUGGCUCUCAUUACUCAAGCAUGGGAAUCGUGCUGUACUACCUUCUUAGAUUAGAGCCAUUUACAUCUUUACACCGUAAUAUGCAGGGUGGUAAAUUUGAUCAUGCUGAUCGUCUUUUUCAAAGUAUCGAGGGUACAUUUCGGAAUUGUCUUUCUAAUACAAGUGAUGUGAAGGAGUUGAUUCCCGAGUUCUUCUACAUGCCGGAGUUCCUUGUUAAUGCAAACUCUUAUCAUCUUGGCGUCAAACAAGAUGGAGAUCCAAUCAGUCAUGUUUGUCUCCCUCCCUGGGCUAAGGGUUCUCCUGAGUUAUUCAUAAAAAUGAAUAGGGAGGCACUUGAAAGUGAGUAUGUAAGCUCGAAUCUUCAUCACUGGAUUGAUUUGGUGUUUGGUUGUAAGCAGAGAGGAAAACCAGCAGUAGAGGCUGCAAAUAUCUUUUACUACUUAACUUAUGAAGGUGCAGUGGAUCUGGAAACAAUGGAUGAUGAUUUACAGAGAUCAGCAAUUGAAGACCAAAUUGCAAAUUUUGGUCAGACACCGAUCCAAAUUUUUCGUAAGAAGCAUCCAAGAAGAGGACCGCCUAUCCCAAUUGCUCAUCCUUUGUACUUUGCUCCUGAUUCUAUCAAUUUGACAUCUAUUGUGACUAGUAUUUCACCAUCAGCUGUAUUAUAUGUUGGUCUUGUGGACUCAAACAUAGUGAUCGUUAGCCAAGGGCUAACACUGUCGGUGAAGCUAUGGUUGACAACUCAACUGCAGUCUGGUGGCACUUUUACUUUCUCCGGUUCUCAGGAUCCAUUCUUUGGAGUUGGAGGUGAUGUACUCUCUUCUCGAAAAAUUGCAAGUCCGUUGGCUGAAAAUUUUGAAAUCGGAGCUCAAUGCUUUGCGACAAUGUUAUCACCAGCUGAGAAUUUCUUAAUCUCAUGUGGGAAUUGGGAAAAUAGCUUUCAAGUUAUUUCGUUACAUGAUGGCAGGACAGUGCAGAGCAUUCGCCAGCAUAAAGAUGUGGUCAGCUGCGUUGCAGUGUCUGCUGAUAACACUAUCCUUGCAACUGGAAGUUAUGAUACCACUGUAAUGGUGUGGGAAGUAGUACGUGCCAGAGGCCACGAGAAAAGAGUUAGAAACGCACAAACAGAAGUACCUCGUAGAGACCACGUGAUUGCUCAAACCCCAUUCCAUAUCCUCUGUGGUCAUGACGACAUAAUCACCUGCUUGUUUGUUAGUGUGGAGCUCGAUAUUGUCAUCAGUGGUUCAAAAGACGGGACGUGUAUUUUCCAUACCCUUAGGGAAGGCCGAUAUGUGAGAUCUUUGCGCCAUCCAUCUGGCCAUCCACUGUCAAAGCUUGUUGCUUCGAGGCAUGGGCAUAUAGUGUUCUAUGCCGAGGAUGAUCUUAGCCUGCAUCUCUACUCUAUCAAUGGCAAACAUCUGGCAAGUUCCGAAUCAAAUGGGCGCCUCAACUGUAUUGAACUCAGUAGGUGUGGUGAUUUUUUGGUCUGUGCUGGCGACCAAGGGCAAAUAGUUGUGCGAUCGAUGCACAAUCUCGAUGUUGUGAAGAGGUAUGUGGGAGCUGGAAAGAUGAUCACAAGCCUAGCGGUGACUCCAGAGCAAUGCUUCUUGGCUGGGACCAAAGAUGGACACAUUUUAGUUUACUCGAUAGAGAAUCCCCAACUCCGCAGAGCUGGUGCUGCUAGGAACAAGACAAGAGGCUCUGGGCCGUUGUAGAUCGAUCAGGUUGUCUGCAAGUAACAAUCACUGCUCAGUUGUCACGAUCGUGUUCACAACAGAAGCUGGCUUGAAGAAUCCAGAGACUGAGUUCUGCUGAAAUUACUUGGACCACAGUUUUGCUAACACAGGAGGUUUUGGUUUUAGGCGUUCUGGAGAUGAACUGUGAGGUGCUGAUUUUCAGCUGAGACUUGCAGCGCUACAGACUAGCUGAAAUGCUGGUCAUGUUGCCUUCUUAAGAUUCAGCUGCAGCCGCCAAUGAAAAGAGAAAUGCUCGCUCUUGCGGCAGGGUACUUGGAUUUGUGGAUACAUCCUUAUGCAUACUUGUAUUUGUAUACCUACCUACCUGUACAUUGUAUAGUCUUGAUAGAGGGAGGAAAUGCUACCCUAAACUUGGUCUAACAGCUGACAAUGCCAGCAGCUCUCAGGUCUAUUAUUAUCAUCUUCAGGUCAUUUUGUUGUUAGGUGAUAGAGAACAGAAACUGGACAUUGUACAGAUGGGAACCCCGCCUCGAUGUCAUCUACGGGAAAUGGUGGCAAUUUAGUACCGGUUAUGGCUACUGUUUUUACUUAUUUAAGAUUUAGAAAAAGAGCAAGCACGGGUAUGUGCUUGAUGCAGGCUAGGUACGGCAUCGAUACUCCAGUAUCAAAUACUGAACUCUUAAAUAUCAAAUUACAACCUAAAAUCAAUCUCAAU
Linum tenue is the source of this 10634-nucleotide messenger RNA. Lineage: Eukaryota; Viridiplantae; Streptophyta; Magnoliopsida; Malpighiales; Linaceae. The record is from the annotation of a GenBank genome assembly.